UUGCAAAUUGGCAAGAGACGGAGCAGGAUCGAUGGCGCCGGCAAGAGGAGAUUCGAAGGUGUUGAACUUUGGCGAUGUCACACUGAGGCGAUCGGAUCUUCAGCGCUUGAAACAACCGGAGGAGCUGAAUGAUCAGAUCAUCGAGUUUUAUUUCGAGCACUUGACGUCGAAUCUGAAUGUCGACACCCAAAGCGGAUCCGUGUCCCCCUUGCUUCUCGUGGGACCUUCUCAGACAUAUUGGUUGCUUCACUGCCCUUCCGACAGCUUGCAGGACUCUGUUAAACCUAUGUCGUUGGCAGAACGAGAGAUGGUGGUAUUUGCAUUGAAUGAUAAUCCGGAUCCUAGCGCAGCAGAGGGUGGAUGUCAUUGGAGUCUCGUUGUCUACAGCAGGCCUCAGAAUGUGUUCGAGCAUUAUGACAGUCUCGGAGGACUGAACGGAGCCGUUGCAGUGCGUUUUGUCAACAAAAUCAAGCUGCACAUGGGAAAGAGAGCUGCACAAGCAAAAUCAAGAGAACGUGAAACACCACAGCAGCAGAAUGCUUACGAUUGCGGGGUCUACGUGAUGAAGACAAGCCAGCUCUUGUGCAACGCCUUCAAAGAGCAGCAGAGGGCUGUAACCUUUGCAGACAUUGUGGAUUCACUGCGAACCCAACUGACCCCAGCUUCUGUGGAUGAGAUGCGUACAAGCACCGUGAAGCUCAUUCUUCAACUAGCAAAGCAAUCGCCUUCCAGAGCAGCUGUAACGACGUCCUGAAUAUGCAUAUUGUUCAUAUUCAAUCUCUAAUUUUUCUAAACAAAGGCAAGAACCCAUUCUCAACCUGCACAACCAUGAGUUUCGGAGUGACUGCAUCCUUUGAGAAUCAGGAAGCUUAUGAUUUGUUCAGAUAGGUGGUCUUUAGCGAAUGUAAUGUUUGUAAAUGUGGUAGCUGGUGUUUUUGUUUAGGUUUCAUGGAUGCAACUAAAUAGAGGACAAAAUUAAAAGAUAGAAUAUGUUCGAUAAAUGAGAGAGUGGUAUGUUAAAGAGAAGCUGGAUGAGUAAAUCCACUAAACAUUACAUAAUAGUCUGUGUGGACAAUACAUGUUUUGGAUGAUUUGAAGAAUGGCUGCUUUUUAUGUCUGUGAAAUGUAAAAACAAUUUUCUUUUUGUGAAGAUUGUUUUUUA
Molecule: messenger RNA, 1162 nt
Organism: Physcomitrium patens
Lineage: Eukaryota; Viridiplantae; Streptophyta; Bryopsida; Funariales; Funariaceae
Product: NEDD8-specific protease 1
Biological process (GO): proteolysis; protein deneddylation
Molecular function (GO): deNEDDylase activity; cysteine-type peptidase activity
Source: RefSeq, a predicted model, not a curated record